CUUUGAUAGGCAACUAGAAAUGCUUAAAACCUACGAGUGUGUUGCCUAUGAUGUUUUCUUAAGCAUUACAAGUUGUAAUUUACAACGUGGUGAUGGUUGCCUUUAUUCCAGCCCAAAUCUUGUGGGUGGGAUCAUUGAUUAUUUUGUAAAGUGUGUUAUUUCGUUCGCGUUCCGAUGUUUAUAGAUGUUAAACUGUAUAAUCAUGUACCUAGAUGAAUAAGAAACCAAGAAGCAAUAGUUUGUAUUGUUUUAAACGUUUUCCUUUUGAUUAAAUUGUACGUGAAGACAAGAAAUAGAGAGUAGAUACUUGUGACAUUUGGCUGCCAACCACCGGUUGAAAUUGGCAACAAGAAAAAAGCACACAAGAAAAGAAAGACUGACUUGACUAACGAGCAAGGAAUUUUAUUUGCACAAAUUUCGGUGUCUUUAGUUAUGUAAAAUUUGACUCGUGUAAAUAGCCAAGAUGAAUAAAAUGUCGAAAAAUAAGCUAAACCUAACUCUGCCACCAGGAUCUAUAGAUCAAACGCCGACCGUAACCCCAACAAAUCCAAAUUAUCAGGAACAAAACUCCAAGCCUGCCUUAAACCGUGGUAACAGCAUUGAUAAUUUAACAGCUCGUCUAGAGGAACUAGAUAUGGAUGACACCCAGCGCAAACGAAUCGAGUGGUUUUUGUGUCAGAAAGAGAAAAUCGGAGGAGAUCUGAGCGAUGAUGACUUUGAAAAGCUGGGUGAACUGGGCUCAGGAAAUGGAGGUGUUGUAACAAAAGUUCUACACAAAUCCAGCGGUCUAGUGAUGGCACGAAAGUUGAUUCAUUUAGAAGUAAAACCGCCAAUAAAAAAGCAAAUCAUUAGAGAAUUAAAAGUUCUGCAUGAAUGCAACUUUGCCCACAUAGUAGGCUUCUACGGGGCCUUCUACAGCGACGGCGAAAUCAGUAUUUGCAUGGAGUACAUGGACGCAGGGUCGCUGGAUUUAAUUUUGAAAAAAGCGGGGAGAAUCCCCGAAAAUAUUUUGGGUAAAAUAACUUCGGCUGUGUUAAAAGGAUUAAGUUACUUAAGAGAUAAGCACGCAAUAAUGCACAGGGACGUGAAGCCCAGCAAUAUUUUGGUAAAUAGUAGUGGAGAAAUAAAAAUUUGUGAUUUUGGCGUGUCUGGACAACUCAUUGAUUCCAUGGCCAAUUCUUUUGUUGGAACUAGAAGUUACAUGUCGCCUGAAAGGUUGCAAGGGACUCACUACUCAGUCCAAAGUGAUAUCUGGUCAUUGGGCUUGUCUUUAGUUGAAAUGGCCAUCGGUAUGUACCCCAUUCCGACGCCCGACCAAAAAACCCUCGAAGCAAUAUUUGGGCGUCAGGACAACUCUCAGGAUUCCUAUGCCGAUCAUACAAAAGCGCAACCAAGACCGAUGGCCAUUUUCGAACUCUUAGACUACAUCGUUAACGAACCCCCUCCUAAACUACCAGCAAAUGCCUUCACCGACGAUUUUAAAGAUUUCGUCGACAGAUGUUUGAGAAAGAAUCCUGAAGAAAGGGCCGACCUCAAAACACUCAUGAAUCAUAAUUGGAUAAGGAAUGCAGAAUCAACAAAUGUAGAUAUAGCGAGCUGGGUAUGCGUCACCAUGGAUAUUCAACCGCCUCACAAAUCAUAAUUGUAACUAAUAUUUUUUGAAAAUCAGUCAAUAUUUAAUAUGCAUAUAAUAUAUAAUUUAAAAUCUAAUAAAUUAAAAAAAAAAGUAUUUGUAAAUAAGUGAUGCUAUUUUAAAACUAUAUAUUUAAAUAAAACAAAAUUUAUUUAUUUAUAUUACGUAUUCAUUGUAUGUUCCAAAAAUUCAAAUUUCUUCUUAGAUAAAUAUAUAAGUAAUUAUUACAAAUUUAUGUUGUGUUUAUUUAUGUGUUAUAAUUAUAGAUAUAAUAUUUGCCAAUAAACUAUUUUAUCAUU
Brassicogethes aeneus is the source of this 1932-nucleotide messenger RNA. Lineage: Eukaryota; Metazoa; Arthropoda; Insecta; Coleoptera; Nitidulidae. The record is from the annotation of a GenBank genome assembly.